Molecule: messenger RNA, 3027 nt
Organism: Sander lucioperca (pikeperch)
Lineage: Eukaryota; Metazoa; Chordata; Actinopteri; Perciformes; Percidae
Product: von Willebrand factor A domain-containing protein 5A-like
Exons: 21
Coding region: 186-2537 (783 amino acids)
Source: RefSeq, a predicted model, not a curated record
UGGCAUACUGCAGCUGUGCGCAGUGGUUAUCUAGUCCUCUUCCUGUUUUGUAACGUUUAACGUUAAAGUUUACGCUACAUAUCAACAGGUGGAAACUAACUGGACAGAAUCAUUCUCUUCAAAGAGAUGUCCCAAUACCAUUUUUUCUUCCGGAUACUGAUUACCGAUCCAAUACCAGUUCAAAGAUGAACUGCUGUGGUCUGCUAACUGCACAGAAGGAACCAGUUCCUCUGAAGAGCGUGGAGGUGGAGCUGGAGGUGAGGGCCCAUGUGGCUACAGUGGUCUCCACUCUGAACUAUGAGAACAAGGAGGACAAACCACUGGAGGCUGUUUUUGUCUUCCCUCUGCCUGGAGAUGCUGCUGUAUGUCACUUCAGUGCUAAGAUUGGACAGACGGAGAUUGUAGCUGAGGUGAAGGAGAAACAGAAGGCUCGUGAGGAAUAUGAUGACGCUUUGAGCUCUGGUCAGCAGGCCUUCCUGUUGGAGGAGAGUGAUCAGAGUCCAGAUAUAUUCUCUCUGAGUGUGGGCAGUCUGCGUCCAGGAGAGAGCGCCUCCAUCAGGCUGGAGUACGUCACUGAGCUGGCUGUGCAGGCUGAUGAAGGGCUGAGGUUUUGUCUGCCUGCUGUGCUCAACCCUCGCUACCAACCUCGGGGAAGUGAAGAUGUUUGUAUCCAGGUGACCUCUGUUCCAGCCUCUCUGGUGCCCUACAGUCUGUCUUUCUCUGCCCGAGUGUCCUCUCCUCGUCCAGUCUCUAAAGUAGAGUCCAACUGUCCCCUGGACGCUCUCCAGUACCUCAACACAGAGCAAACCCAGGCUACGGUCAAGUUGGCUGCAGGACACAAGUUUGACAGAGAUGUUGAACUGCUGAUUUAUUACAAAGAUGCCCACCAGCCCACUGCUGUGGUGGAGGUAGGACAGGCCUCUGCCAAGCCUGGCACUCUGAUGGGUGAUCCAGUGGUGAUGCUGAGCCUGUACCCUGAGUUUCCCCAGGCUGUGAUGUCUUCAGUCGCUUCAUCUGGAGAGUUUGUGUUCUUACUGGAUCGAUCUGGCAGUAUGGAUGCACGUAUGAACAACAGCGAGAGUCAUCAAACUCGUAUUGGCAGUGCCAGGGAUACUCUGCUGCUCCUGUUGAAGAGCUUACCAAUGGGCUGCUAUUUCAACAUCUACAGUUUUGGGUCCAGCCAUGAACACAUCUUCCCUAAGAGUGUGGAGUACAGCCAGAAGACCAUGGAAGAGGCUCUGAAAAAAGUUGAGGAGAUGGACGCUAAUCUGGGAGGAACAGAGAUCCUGAUGCCCCUAAAACACAUUUACAGCCAGCCCUGCAUUCCCAGUCAACCUAGACAACUAUUUGUCUUUACUGACGGAGAGGUGGGGAACACCAAAGAAGUUAUAAAUCUGGUGAAGAAGAAUUCAGGUUCCCACAGGUGUUUCUCUUUUGGGAUUGGGGAAGGGGCCAGCUCUGCUCUUAUCAACGGGUUGGCCAAGGAAGGAGGAGGUCACGCUCAGUUCAUCACAGGGACUGACAGGAUGCAACCCAAAGUGAUGCAGUCGCUACGUUUUGCUCUGCAACCAGCUGUGGUGGACAUUUCAGUCAAGUGGGAUUUGCCAAAGGGAGUGUCUGUCACUGCUCUCUCUCCACCAAUCACAGCACUUUUCCAGGGUCAAAGGUCACUGGUGUAUGCCCAGCUCACUGGGAAGAGUUUAGCAGCGGAGGGCUGUGUGACGGUGAAGUACAGCCUGGCAGGUCAUCCCACUCAGAACCAGCUGCACUUCAGUCUCAAACCUGCAGAGGACACUGGAAUAACAGUCCACAGGCUGGGUGCUCGGAGUCUGAUUCGCUCUCUGGAGAUGGAGGAGAGAGAGCGCGGAGGAGAGCGGGAUGGAGAAGUGAAGAAGAAGGUGGUGGAGCUCAGUGUCCAAUCAGGAGUGAGCAGUGCCUUCACUGCCUUCAUUGCUGUCAACAAAGGCAAUGGCGAGGCGAUUCAAGGACCUCUGGUGCGCAGAAAUGUUCCAACACCCAGGCUGUGGGGUGGUUGCGGUCCGCCGCAGUCAAUCAAAAUGAUGCAAGGCCCAAUGGUUUUUGGUGGAAUGCAAUCCAACAUGAGAAUGGCAAGAGGUGCAUGUGCCCCAGUUGCAAAGCAGAGGAUGAUGUGUGACAGUCCCCCCAUGUUUCAAUGUAACAGUAUAAGCAUUGAGCACAAGCAGCCACCCAGAGACCCUUUGCUGCAGCUGGUCUCCCUCCAGAAGGCGUCUGGCUGCUGGGUACUGGAUCCAGCUCUGGCUGCUGCACUGGGAAAGACCAGCGAGGAGGUGGAAAAGCCCAAGCCUGCAUUGGUGAACCAGGAAGUAUGGGCCACCAUUGUGGCUCUGAUCUGGCUUCAUGGUUUCAAGAUGGAUGCUCAGGAAGAGUGGGAGCUUCUGGCUAUGAAGGCUGUGUCAUGGCUCCGUGCCCAGAAUGCUCCAUGUGUGACAGAGUGUGUGGAAGCUGGAAAUGCUCUGUUGGGUUGCAACAUGCAGAAAGACGCCCUGGGACUCUGAGAUUUUCAUUAAAGUGGCUUCUCUUUAGGAUUGGUACACAGAAGCAGGGGUGGUAAUGGCACAGUGGAUAUCACACAUGCCUUUGGUGUGGGAGAUCUGGGUUCGAUUCCCACUGUGAUACAUCAACCCAUGUGUCCCUGAGCAAGACUGACUGACUUAACCCCUAGUUGCUCCAGAGGUGUGCGACCUCUGAUAUAUAGCAAUUAUAAGUUGCUUUGGAUAAAAGUGUCAGCUAAAUGUAAUGUAAUCUCCAUCCUACAAGCUUUACAUUAUAAACAUUGCGUGUUUGAACAGCAGAAAUUAAUUGAUUUGAAAAAUACUUUGCAGUAUUUUAUGUGAGAAAGAAGAAGCCGUAUUUAAUUUGCAAGAUAGGCCUAUUACAUCUAUCCAGGGUCAGACAUGUAACAAUGAGUUCUUUUGCUUGAAACCUUAAUGUCAAGUUGUAUACAAAAACCUGAAAAUAAAACCUGAUGAAGGAUAUUUGAAUGAA